This is a messenger RNA of Phytophthora nicotianae INRA-310, 474 nucleotides long. RefSeq lists its product as hypothetical. The coding region runs from base 1 to 474 and encodes 157 amino acids. NCBI's taxonomy places the organism in Eukaryota, Oomycota, Peronosporomycetes, Peronosporales, Peronosporaceae. The record is from RefSeq and is a predicted model, not a curated record. The transcript has 2 exons.
AUGAGGGGAGUUUCUCUCACUCAAGAAAACGCGGAGGAAGAAGGGAAAGGAGAGCCUACACAAGAUCCCAACGUCGGGGAUCCUAUCUACGACGAAGGGUGGAGCGACGCCACUAAUCAACGACGACACGACGGGUUUGUCACUGCAGCAGACUACUUGUUAAACGAGGCGAGCGCCGGUUGCAGGUCUUCCGCUAACCUUCGUACCGGAAGGGCUUCAUCUGCCGAGUUCUCCCGAACCCCGAACGCUAGUGCACGUGGCGACGGCUCAAACGCCGGUUGCAGGUCUUCCGCCAACACCGCCGCUGUCGCCUCUGCCAAACGCAAUCAGCUGCCUAGCAUGAUCGACCCAGUAAAUCCGUUUCAGCUUCAGCUAAAGCGUUAUGUGGCGACGCAGUGCUACUACCCGUUGUACGACUCGAGCGACCUGCGCAAGGAGUACGAUUUUGUUAUUUCCCGGCUUAACUUUAUUUGA